ACGCUCGCUCCUCCCCGCGCGUCCCCGAUCAACCUCCAGUUCCACGAUCCGUCCGGUUGCCGAAAGUCUUCGCGUUUCACCCGUUUCCCGUCGCUUAAACCCGGCCAGACCGCAAGCACACGAGCGGAACCCGAUGGCUUCGACGACUUCUGACGGUUCCGAGCAAGAGUCGGCGAACCAGAGCGAACAAAACGGCGAUGGGAGCGAGUCGGGCCUGCGCGCCGCCGAUCCGGAACCGGCCGUUAAGAUGGACGGAGUGCAGACUGACGAGAAGCUCAACGGACACCAGUCUACCGAACAAAGCCCGGUGGAAGCCACGCGGGGAGACGGCGGUAACGACGAGGAUGUCGAGACGGAAGCGGAGCCGGAGAAAGAGCCACAGAAGAGCCCCGGUAGCGCAGACGGGACGGUGGAGCAGAUAAAAGGAGAACAAAGAGGGGAUGAAAAUGCGUCUUCACCGGCGGAGAAAAACAGCGGCGGCGCCGGCGGAGGAUUGAAGAGGCGCGCGAGCCUGGAGAUGAUGAGCUCGUCGUCGGACGGAGAACCGCUCAGCCGCAUGGACUCGGAGGACAGUAUCAGCAGUACUCUCAUGGACAUGGAGAGCAUCGCAUCCAGUGGUCGUUCCACUCCAGCUAUGAUGAACGGUCACGGUGGGGCUUCUUCCUCCUCCACGAAGGGCUCAUCUUACCCCUGCUGCUGGGAUCAGUGCCACAUGCUGUUCAACACCAGCCCGGACCUGGCCGAACACAUCCGUGGAGUGCACGUGGACGGACAGCGCGGCGGGGUUUUCGUGUGUCUUUGGAAAGGCUGUAAGGUGUAUAACACACCAUCCACCAGUCAAAGCUGGCUCCAGAGACACAUGCUGUCACACAGCGGAGACAAACCUUUCAAGUGUGUGGUGGGCGGUUGCAAUGCCACUUUUGCCUCCCAGGGGGGGCUAGCGCGCCACGUGCCAACCCACUUCAGCUCCCAGAAUUCCUCCAAACUCUCAAGCCAAACCAAGGUGAAGGAAGAGUCGCCUUCCAAAGCGGGCAUCAACAAACGGAGGAAACUCAAGUACAAACGGCGACGGUCGUUGCGUAAGUCGCGACCUCACGACUUUUUUGACGCUCAGACCAUGGAUGCAAUCCGUCAUCGUGCCAUUUGCCUCAAUCUGGCGACCCAUAUUGAGAGCCAGGGCAAGGGCCACAGCGUCGUGUUUCACAGUACGGUGAUUGCCAGGCGAAAGGAGGAUUCUGGGAAGGUGAAGGUGCUGCUUCAUUGGAUGCCGGAGGACAUACUUCCAGACGCUUGGGUCAGCGAGAGUGACCGUCCCCAGCUGAAGACCAAAGUGGUCCACCUCUCCCAGCUUCCUCAGGACACAUCGGUACUGUUGGACCCCAACGUGUACAGGAUGUUUUUCUAGAAGACUGGGUGGGGAGGGCGGCUUCUGUCAGUGCCUGCUGACGUGCCCAAACCGAAGUGGACGCGCAGAUCUUUUGAGACGGGACUUCUUUUCCCUUUGCUCCCCCCACUUUUUUCUUUUCUUUUUAAUGCUCAGAGUCUGCCAAAGCAUGCAGUGAAUUUUUAAUGUGUGUUUUUAUCCCUUGAAGAGGGAAAAAAAAGGCACGAAAUUGUGAACUCUGUCGAUGCUGGACUUUUAACUAUCUGGGAGGAUGGCUUGUGUUCCACGGUUGAAGUUUUCAUUUUCCUUCCCUACAAAUCCUCAAAUCUGCUGACGAGCUCUUACAACUAUUUUUCCUUUUUGUCAAGAAAGUGCCCAUGUAAAUAUUCCAGGAGAUUUGUAAUAUAUUUUUGUACUUGGGAAAUUUUACUGUACUGUAGAUAGACGUAACAACAAGCCACGGGCUAAGAGAAAACAUAACUGUACAGAAUGUGAUAGCUAAAUAGUUUUGGAUCAUGUGAAUGCUUCCAUAGACUUCCCAUUUUUUGCUAGUAUGAGAAUCAAUCGAGUGAUUUUUCUUUUUCUUUCCCGAACACGUGCACAGACUCUUUUAACUGCUGCUCCACCUACUGAUGAUGAUGAGGAUGAUGGGAUGUUCUCGUCCUUCCGUGUGCGCCGUUUGUGCAUUUGCUCAAGCCAAGGAGUGUAUAGACCUCUCAAUGUAAUGGUGCUAAAGCUAACACUAGCGUUUAGGCUAAUGCACAUAGGAGAACUAUAGGAUCAAUAAUGAUGGUGCUUCUUAGAUUAUGUAAUAAUCCCCUGUUCCCCGUACUUAGAGAUCAUAACUCUUGUCUUUUUUAGUAAAGCUGAAAAUUCCAAAAAAAAAAUAAAUGCAGUUUUUUGUUUGUUUGUUUGCAGCUAACGCUGGUUCCAGCCCAUAUAAACCUCGUGUUUCUCACACAGGACUGUUGUUUAUGAGCAGUGAGGAGGCCAGGGGCAUCUGGGAGUCGUUUUAUUGGGGCAGAUUUGCAAGCGUUGACGCGUAGGCCGUCUGCCAGGACCUUUAGCUCAGCGUCAGACGUGCACACAUGCCUGCUGGACACCUGACCGUCUGCUUUUGAGUUUAUAUAAAAUGGGUUUUCCGUCUCGUCUUCGUUUAGUGUCGAGUUUGCAUAUGUUCUAAUUCUAUUAUAAGGGUGUUCUGUGUCUAACGCAAUAGAGACAUGCUGCAUUUUUUUGGUGUUGAUGUGACAAGUGUAGUUGUAGGCAAUGUUCGCAUUGUGUUUGGGUCUGUGUUUGACUUUCCAAAUGAGUUUUUAUAGUCUAAGGUACCACUGAGUAACAAGCGCAUCUUAAUUGCGAGUAAUACACAACAGCUGCAGUCUGUCGGUCCGCGUACAAUGGGACUGUUUGUCCUAAAGAAACUAUAUAAUCAGAGCUGCACAUGACUGGUUUGUUUUAUUUAUUUUUUGGAGAAACUACUGAAAAUACACCUGGCCGAAAUGGGCUAAACCGACACCAGAAUAAAGGUGAAUAACUAAAAAAGUAUAUUUACAUUUUCUCUAAAAUAAAUUACAAAUUGCAAAAAUUAA
This is a messenger RNA of Pimephales promelas (fathead minnow), 2976 nucleotides long. The record is from RefSeq and is a predicted model, not a curated record. NCBI's taxonomy places the organism in Eukaryota, Metazoa, Chordata, Actinopteri, Cypriniformes, Leuciscidae.